Messenger RNA from Phycomyces blakesleeanus NRRL 1555(-), 882 nucleotides. RefSeq lists its product as hypothetical. The transcript is spliced from 7 exons. Lineage: Eukaryota; Fungi; Mucoromycota; Mucoromycetes; Mucorales; Phycomycetaceae. Bases 1 to 882 code for a protein of 293 amino acids. The record is from RefSeq and is a predicted model, not a curated record.
AUGGUGUAUGCUGACGUGAAACGCUGCUUGACCUCGCCUCUGUUUUCCACUCCACUCUUUCUUGAAAAGAGAGCAACCAACUCAUUUUUCCCCUUCGCCGUCAAAUCAGGUCUUCGUCCUGAAGGGGAUGGAUCCACUCUUUAUACGUUCUGGUCGCAAGAAUUCUUGUUUCCUGCGCAAGUGUCCAGACGAGUUGGGUGUGGCUGUGUGCGAUGCGGUGUGGAAACCGUUGAUCUAGAAAACAUCCGUUGGCUUGGAAUGGUGUAUGCUGACGUGAAACGCUGCUUGACCUCGCCUCUGUUUUCCACUCCACUCUUUCUUGAAAAGAGAGCAACCAACUCAUUUUUCCCCUUCGCCGUCAAAUCAGGUCUUCGUCCUGAAGGGGAUGGAUCCACUCUUUAUACGUUCUGGUCGCAAGAAUUCUUGUUUCCUGCGCAAGUGUCCAGACGAGUUGGGUGUGGCUGUGUGCGAUGCGGUGUGGAAACCGUUGAUCUAGAAAACAUCCGUUGGCUUGGAAUGGUGUAUGCUGACGUGAAACGCUGCUUGACCUCGCCUCUGUUUUCCACUCCACUCUUUCUUGAAAAGAGAGCAACCAACUCAUUUUUCCCCUUCGCCGUCAAAUCAGGUCUUCGUCCUGAAGGGGAUGGAUCCACUCUUUAUACGUUCUGGUCGCAAGAAUUCUUGUGUCGACUCUCUGGGCGUUUCGUUCUCAGGCGAGCUUACGUUUCUUUAUUCUGGACCUACAAGAGAGAAUGCACGAAUGAUCUCUUGUACUGUGUUUUACGGUCUUUAUUGACGUAUCUCACUGGCAGUUUCCUGCGCAAGUGUCCAGACGAGUUGGGUGUGGCUGUGUGUGAUGCGGUGUGGAAACCGUUGAUCUAG